AUGUUUUCAAGUCCCACCAUAGACAGUUUCAACCGAAUCAAUGAUAAUACGAAGUUAGUAUUAACUCCCUCUUUAUCUCCCAUCAAAAUUGCUCUACUCUCCCUAAUUGUAUCGUAUUGCACAGGAAUAUUACCAAACUCGAUUCAGCCCUCGUUACUAGCUACAAUUGUUCGAUUCAUUGAUUGUGGCGUUAAUUCUUUUGAUAAUUUAAACAUAAAUGACCAAAAUAAUGAAACCACCAAAGAUGAAAAUGACGAAAAUGAUAAUAUUGCAAACAAUGAUGCAGAUAAUGAUAUAAACAAUGAUAAAAACAGUUAUUCCCAAUUUGAAGACUCUGAUGAUGAUUUCGAUCAAUUCGAUAACGAUUUUAAUCAAAAUGACCAUUUAAACAACGUUCAAUUUUUUACAAAUCCCUCACUAAUUGACUUAAUAAAUGAUCUAGAAAAAUCUUGCUUACAAUACUUUAACAUCAUUUCUAAUUAUAAUAAUAAUAAUAAUAAUAAUAAUAAUAAUAAUAACAAUAACAAUAACAAUAACAAUAACAAUAAUAGUCAAAUAAUUAAAAAAUCAAAAAAGUUAUUAACCGCCGAGACUCCUAAUAAGGAUUCAAUAACCAAUGAUAUAAACAUACUAAAAUUCAAUCUCUUACUAUUCAUCUGGUCAAUUGAUUCCUUCGACUCUUUACAUACUCUAAUAUCUUUAUCAAAAAAUCUACUAGUAAACUCAUCAGACCAAGGAAAACUCCUAUUGGAUUCUUUAAACAACGAUAACCUUAACAAUUUUCACAACAAGAAUGACUACCCGACAAACCUAUUGACCAAAAAUUCUUACUUGGGAAAAUUCAUCUUAAAUAUAUCAAAUUCUUUUACAAUUUUAGAAUUCUAUAAUUACAACUUAAUUUGGCAAAGCUUUAUUCAAUUCAGAUCUCUAUCUCGAAACUACUUUAAAUCUCUAAUUUGUUCCCUCAACUCUAAUUCAAAUUUUCUCAUUUCAAACCAUCACAAUAUCAUCAUCUCUUUUAUAACAAACGAUACUAAAAAAAUUAACUCAAGCUUAAUCUUUCCUUUCAAAUUCAUCAAUUUAUCAAUAAACCUCCUAUUCAAUAACUUAAAUCUCCUAUUCAACAUUAACAAUCAAUUAAACCUAUCAAUAAUUAAUACAAAACCAAAAAAUUUUAAUAUUAACAACAUUCAUAAUGAAGACCAGAUUUUAUUUUCAAAGAUUACAGCGAAACUAAACCAAAAUCAAAAUUUAAAUCUAUUAUCAAACUCAAACUCAAAGAAUUUGCUCGUAAUAUCAAAUCUUGAUCUAUCAAAACUCUUGGAUAACCAAAUCCAAUUGCUAGAAAAUUAUGGUACUCCCAUCCCUUUUAACUUGAAAAAAAUCCUAAAUUUAUUAUCAAAAUUAAAUUCAAAUAAUACACUACCAAGCUCUUACUAUAUCAAAUAUCUUCAAUCCUUGAAAAAAAACGAUUAUGAAAACUCUUACAACUAUCUACAUCGUUAUUUCGACUAUAUAAUGUCGAACCGACAAAACGUUCUUUAUCAAUACGCCCUAUUAAGCUUGGCUACUUUACAUGCUAAUUUCGGCAAUGACUUACAAGCAAUUAAAUCAAUUAAAGAAGCAAUUCAAGUAGCAAGAGAAAACAAUGACAACAAUUGUCUCAAUUAUCUAUUAAGUUGGUUAUUCAAUUUCUUGAAACAUAAACCAAAUUUAAAACAUGACUUUUUUUAUUCAAAUGAUCAAUUAUUACAAUUUUUAAAAAGAAAAACUAACGAAAAUCAAGAUUUAACUUUAAAUUCAAUAUCCUAUCAAUUAGAUGUCCUACAAAUGAUUUUAGAUGGUGACAAUUUAAAUAAAAUUUUUGAAAAUUUAUUGAAAUCAAACUUUAUAUCUUUAAUUGAUAACAAUUACUUAUCAUCCUUAGAUUCCUCAUUAAAUAAUUCGUCGGCUUCCCUUUUUUCUAAUAACAACAACUCCAAUAAUCUUAUUUCCUCAAACUCAACAUCCUCUUCUUCUUUUUCUUCUUCUUCAUUUAUGAGACAUGCCCAAUUGGAAAGCACAGUUUGGAAUAGAAUUGGAAUAGAAAGUUUAACAAACUUAUUUUUAAAUAUUUCAUUGGAUUUUUGUUAUAAAAGUAAAAAUAUCAACGAUGAAAUAUCAAUUAUUAUCAGAAAAAUUUACUUGAAAUAUCAAUAUGGAAAAAUUGAUGAAUCAUUUAAAAUAUUAGAUAACUUUAAAACUCACAUUAAAAAUAAAAACAAGAAUAAGAACAAAAAUAAAAAUGAAAGCACCUUGACCGAUUUAUCAAUCUUAAAAUUAUUGGAAACAAGAAAAUUAAUUUUAUUAAUUAAACAAUCAAUUAAUAGGAGAAGAUUUAAGUUUGUUGAAAUUUUAAUUAAUAAUUUACAAAAGAUUAAUAUUAAUGAUAUUGAUUUAAAAAUUGAAAUUAAAUAUUAUAAAAUCUUGUUAGAAUUUAAACAUAAAAAUAUUUCAAAGGCUUUGAAAUUGUGUUACAAUGAAAUUAAUAAUUUCACUGCCAAUGUUUAUAAUUCUGCUUCAAAUGAAACAAAUAACAAGAACAUUAAUUUCAAUAGAGGUAUUAAUCAAAGCAAUAAUAAUUACAAUUUUUACUCUGGCCAAAAUUAUAAUCAUUAUUGGUACAUUAAAUUUUCUAAUUUAUACUGCAAAAUCUUAAAUGGAGAUUAUGAUGGAGAUAUAACUAAUGAGAAUUAUAGCUAUAACUAUAAUUAUAAUUACUGUUAUAAUAAUAUCAAUAGAAAUUCAAUUCGAGGAUUAACUAUUAUUUUGAAAACAAUAAAAAUUUGUUCGAACUCCUCACUAAUAUCAUUACUUAAUGAGAGCUUGGUGAAUUUGAUUGAAAUUUUCUUAAACUUAAAGGAUAAAGAAAAAAAAAAUUUGAAAAUACUAGAUAAUAUAAUGCCUCAGAUUUUGCAAGUUAAUAAUACAGAAAUAAUAGCUCAAGCAUAUUACUUGUUGUCUGUGUCGGUAUACCGAAUUUUGGUUAAAAAAAAAAUUGCUUAUGAAAAUAACUACGAAAAUGCUUUUGGUAAAGAUUCAAAUAUAAUUGUGGAUAACGAAGAUACCGGUGAUGAUAACAACGGUAGCAAUAACCAUAACGAUAGCUCGGAUGGUGGCGAAUACAAGUUUGACAAGGUUGACAAAGAACUCUUCAAUAAAGUUUUACAUUACCUAAGUAUCUCCAUUCAGGAAUUCCGCAAAGUGAGCAGCCUUGAAGAGAUGAUUAAGGAUUUUAAAUUGCAACUAAAACUAGGAUACUUGUUUGGUAACAACGAAUUAGUUGAGCAUGCAAACAAGGCGAUUGUAAAAUUGAAGGAAAGAAUAAAAGAGGAGUCCAACUACGGAAUACUAAUCUAG
Molecule: messenger RNA, 3399 nt
Organism: Ascoidea rubescens DSM 1968
Lineage: Eukaryota; Fungi; Ascomycota; Saccharomycetes; Ascoideales; Ascoideaceae
Gene: APC5
Product: anaphase promoting complex subunit 5
Exons: 1
Coding region: 1-3399 (1132 amino acids)
Biological process (GO): protein K11-linked ubiquitination; positive regulation of mitotic metaphase/anaphase transition; anaphase-promoting complex-dependent catabolic process
Cellular component (GO): anaphase-promoting complex
Source: RefSeq, a predicted model, not a curated record